AUGGUUGGGAGAUAUAGAAUUGGCUACAAACCCCCUUCAUACCAUGAGUUAAGAGAAACCCAAUUAAAGAAAGCAGUGACCAAUGUUGAUGAAAUGCUUACCGAGUUUAAGGUAGAGUGGAAGAGAGCUGGUUGUUCAAUCAUGUCGGAUGGAUGGACUGAUAAAAAAAGCCGUAGUAUUAGUAAUUUCUUGGUGAACAGCCCUAAAGGAACAUUUUUCCUUUAUUCAUUGGACACUUCUGACAUAUCAAAAACAACAGAUAAAGUUGUCAAAAUACUAGAAGAUGCUGUAGAAUUUGUUGGCGAAGAGAAUGUAGUCCAAAUUGUUACAGAUAAUGCUGCUAAUUAUAAGGCUGCUGGAGAAAAAUUGAUGGAGACUAGAAAAAAAUUGUACUGGACACCAUGUGCUGCACACUGCAUUGAUUUGAUAUUGGAGGAUUUUGAAAAGAAGUUAAAGACAACUAAGGUUACAUCAACGCCUAAAGGAAUAAGAGUCCAAAACAUGGCCUUGGAUAGUAGGCUAUGGAAGAAUAUUGUCAUAUGCCUCAAGGAUGCUGCUCCUCUCAUUACAGUCCUUCGCUUGGUAGAUUCAGAUGAAAAAUUAGCCAUGGGUUUCAUCUUUGAAGGCAUGAGAAAAGCCAAAGAAAUAAUCAAGACUAACUUCGGUUGUGUUAAAAAGAGUUAUGAACUUAUAUGGAAAAUUAUUGAUGGAAGGUGGGAAAGCCAACUGCAUAGACCAUUGCAUGCUGCUGCGUAUUAUCUUAAUCCUCAUUAUCACUAUGAACCUAAUUUCAUGGUUGAUGAUGCUGACAUUAAGAUUGAUCUAUAUAGUUGUUUGAAAAAACUAGUUCCUAACUAG
Messenger RNA from Arachis stenosperma, 858 nucleotides. RefSeq lists its product as uncharacterized. The record is from RefSeq and is a predicted model, not a curated record. The coding region runs from base 1 to 858 and encodes 285 amino acids. NCBI's taxonomy places the organism in Eukaryota, Viridiplantae, Streptophyta, Magnoliopsida, Fabales, Fabaceae. The transcript is spliced from 3 exons.